Wyeomyia smithii (pitcher-plant mosquito) is the source of this 1705-nucleotide messenger RNA. RefSeq names its product protein lethal(2)essential for life-like. Gene Ontology annotation, molecular function: protein folding chaperone. NCBI's taxonomy places the organism in Eukaryota, Metazoa, Arthropoda, Insecta, Diptera, Culicidae. The record is from RefSeq and is a predicted model, not a curated record. The transcript has a single exon. Gene Ontology annotation, biological process: response to heat; protein refolding. The coding region runs from base 1020 to 1565 and encodes 181 amino acids.
GAUUCAAAAUUCAUGAUAAAUUUGCACCAAAAUAAGAUUAACUUUCCAGGAUUAAUGAGUAAUGAAAUAUUUAUUUUUUUAUGUGUUCACAUCGUAAUGACCAUUCAUCAAUAAUUGAUGAUGAAAACUUGAACAAUUAUUUAAAAUAAUUAUCUUUUUACACGCAUCAACCCUGAAAAGAUAAUCAUAUUUCGAAGUGCGUGAAAGAAUAAUCAUGCGUCCCGACUUUCAAAUGAUUGUAAAUACAACUUUUUCUUUAUGAGUUAUCGAUGAAUGGUCAUUACGAUGUUAACACAUCGAUGCAUAACAAAAACCAAAAUCUAAGUUUAAACACUCUACCCUUCUUUGAUUAAAAAAAAACGAGAAAAAAAUGAUACACGGUUAGAAGAAAAGAGCGCAAUAUUGCUGAAAGCAAGGAGUCAAAUUGACGCAGACUUUCUUUUCAGGGUCAAAAUAUGAUUAUUAUCCAGGAUUCAAUACAUUUUAUUCAAUCGAUUGCAAUUUGAAAUUGCGAAACAAAAAAUCAAAUGCAUUUCUGAAAACAACAGUCACUAGUUUCAAUCACAAAACGCUUCGUCUCAAACAUUCACAAAAAUCAAAAAAACUCCUAAAAGCAUCCGGAAAAUUCCACGAAUGAUUGAUAAAUAGAAAGGAAAACAAAUUCUACCGUUACUAUCAGCAUCAGCAAACUCCCCUUUAUUGCUUACCUAUUCAUUCAUUUACGCAGUAAACUUCUCACUUCUGCUUACGCACCAGGCAAUGAACAUAACAUUCAGCUCUCAUCAAGUUCGAGUGAACGCUCAGACAAUCUACCCGAAUCAUGAACAAUCGAGAGCGUUCGAGAAAUUUCUCAUCAAAUGAAAUCACCAUAUAAAAAUCGAGCAGCGCCCAAAAAGCGGCAUCAGUUGUAAACAAAAUACGUGCGAGAGAACAUUCCAAGUGAGAAGCGAAACGUGAAAAUACUCGUAACGAAACAAUUUGAAAGUGCAUAAAUCUAUACUGUGCAGAUCAAAAGCAAAAUGUCGCUAGUUCCUUUAUUACUCCGUGAUUGGUGUGACGACCUUCGCAGCACGCCACCUCGGCCAUCCCGUAUUCUGGAGAAAUUCUUCGGUGAGGACCUCUUCCCAGAGGAUCUGCUGGUGGCAGUCGAUCACGUUCCAAAGCGUCGUGGACAGAAACGCCCGUGGCAUUUGGCCGCACUUGGCGCUCAGGAGGACAACGGUGCAGUCGUCAAGAAAAACAAGGACGGAUUCCAAGUCAGUGUCGAUGUGACACAGUUCACACCGGAGGAAAUAUCCGUAAAGCUGGCCGAUAACUUAAUCACAAUCGAAGGCAAACACGAGGAAAAGCAGGACGAGCACGGUUUUGUGUCGCGUCAUUUUGUCCGCAAGUAUCGGCUACCGGAGGGACAUGAUGCGGAACGCAUGGUCUCAUCACUUUCGCCCGAUGGAGUCCUGACGGUUAAGGCCCCCAGGUUGGCACUGCCCGGCACGGAAGGAGAGCGUACUAUUCCGAUUGUGCGUACCGACAAGGCUAUCAAAGAGAACCGAAAAAAUGGGAAAUAAGUCGGUGCUCAUAUAACUAAACUUUUUCCUCAUUUCAUCUAUCGUUCAUUCAUUCAGUAGCGUUAAGAGUUCUCAGCAUUUUCAGUAAGAUGUAAUAUGUAAGAAUAAAAUAAAACUACUGAGUACCUUGAUAACGAAAA